AUGUCGGCACCAACUCAGGAUGGGAUUCGGAUCGCCUGUACGCCUUGCCAUCGCAAGAAAAUAACUUGCAAUAAGGAGUUACCAUGCGCCAGAUGCACUCGCCUGAAGUUGGCAUGUGAUGAACGGUAUUCCGGCAGAUACAAAGCCCGCUCAACCCCCCACACCAGGUCUCCUGAAGCCGCGUCAAGGACCGAAAUUUCCCUGCGCAGUGCUCAGUCGCAAAGCGCUACCCCGGGUGACGACGAAGGAGCUACCUCAGUGUCCAACGAUCGAGCAGCAGAUCCGCCUACACCCAGCGAGGAUUUGGAGCCGCGCCCACAUAAACGAAGGCUGGUAGGACUGCGCGACUUGCUCAACGUCGACGAAACCCUCCCUACUUUCGACGCUGUACCCCCAUUAGUUCACGAACCCUGGAAUCCCAGGUUCUAUCGGUUCUGGUAUCCCUGGAGGAAGCUUGCUAGUUAUCUCGAAAUGUCGGCCCCCGAAGUGCUCGAAUUUACAUACAAUGGAGGGUACUUGACGUCAAACUCCGUACUCCAUGUCGGGCUGCAGCUUCAGAUCCGUUCCGAGCGAUACCCAGACGCAUCCAAGGUCUGGAUCGAACGGCCGAAACUCCUCACUUCAAUAACGCAACAUCUAGAGGUUUCAGGAACUUGGAACUGUGGUUUGAUUGGCGCCGAUUCCUCACCAAAAGGUGUCAUGGUAUCGUGUGUCGCAGUGCUUCCAGGGAUUGACGGUGUGGUUCUGCCAGCAACUCUCGGAGAGAUAGUGAUAAGGUGGCAGCAGCUAUCAAGUCUUCUUUUGUUCCGUCAGUGGGGGGGCUUCUAUAGCACGAGGCUAGGACCGGCGAUGACCGCUUUAUAA
Molecule: messenger RNA, 864 nt
Organism: Podospora anserina S mat+
Lineage: Eukaryota; Fungi; Ascomycota; Sordariomycetes; Sordariales; Podosporaceae
Exons: 2
Coding region: 1-864 (287 amino acids)
Biological process (GO): regulation of DNA-templated transcription
Molecular function (GO): DNA-binding transcription factor activity, RNA polymerase II-specific; zinc ion binding
Source: RefSeq, a predicted model, not a curated record